Messenger RNA from Betta splendens (Siamese fighting fish), 3208 nucleotides. It is a transcript of the gene aoc2, whose product is annotated as amine oxidase copper containing 2. The record is from RefSeq and is a predicted model, not a curated record. The coding region runs from base 103 to 2379 and encodes 758 amino acids. Gene Ontology annotation, biological process: amine metabolic process. NCBI's taxonomy places the organism in Eukaryota, Metazoa, Chordata, Actinopteri, Anabantiformes, Osphronemidae. Gene Ontology annotation, molecular function: primary methylamine oxidase activity; copper ion binding; quinone binding. Gene Ontology annotation, cellular component: plasma membrane. The transcript has 5 exons.
GACGGAGGGACGUGUGGGAAAGGAGGCGCGUCUCCACCUUCCCUCGCUCCUUCACGCGCUCUCUCGCCAUUAUCCCCGUGUCGCUCUCCGAGCCCGUGCGUAAUGGGGGAAGCGAAGAUGAACUCUCUGGUGAAGUGGGCGCUCAUCCUCUUCGUCCUCGUCUCCCUCAUCCUCAACGUCGUCCUGAUCGCCAUCCACUCCAACAGGACGCCCAAGUGUUCCGCUCAGCGCGUCCACGCGCUGCGGGGCGAGCACGACGAGCGCAGCCUCGUGUUCGCCGACCUCACGCGGGAGGAGUACCUGCUGGUCCAGCAGUACAUGCUCAAGCAAAAGGACCUGGACAUAUCCACCAACCAGCUCACCAAGCCGUCGCAGAACUUCCUGUUCCUCAUAGACCUCUCUCUGCCAAAGAAGUCCGCUGCGCUCUCCUACCUGGAGGGAAAAGGCCAGAAGCCUCCGAGAGAAGCGACAGUCGUGGUUUUCCACGGCACCAAAGGCCACGUUAAGGAGUACGUAGUGGGACCUCUUCCCAACCCGACCUACCACAGGGAUGUCACCGUGGAGAGAUUCAAGACGGAGCUGCCCAUCAAUGCGCGCACGGUCACCAUCGGGGAAUACGCGCUCCUGUUCGAGUUCAUGCACAGGGAGGUCUUCUCCAAACUCGAAAAGCUUCUGAAAGAGAGCUUCGACGUGGACAAGGGGGGAAUGCUGGACAUGUUCGAGCAGAUGCCCCGCGGUGUGAGCUCUGGGGACAGGAAGACGUGGGUGUCGUUCUUCAGGGAGAUGAGCGGAAUGUACAUCCACCCGGUGGGCUUCGAGGUGCAGGUGAACCACGAGAGCGUGCACGAGCGCGACUGGAAGGUGGAGCGCGUGUUUUAUAACGGCGUCUACUUCGACUCGGUGGAACAGCUUUCGCAGAAGUACGACGAGGGCUCCGUUAAGAAGAUCGUCUACAAGGAGCGGCCGGACUACGGCUCCCUGAAACCCAGGAACCGGCCUCUGCAGAUCGGCCCGCAGCUGUUUUACGCAGAGGGAAAACGCUUCAGCAUCGACAAGAACCACGUCCUGUACAUGGACUGGAGCUUCGCCUUCGGACUGAGCUCACUGACGGGCAUGAGGGUGUUCGACGUGCGCUUCAAGGGCGACAGGAUCAUCUACGAGCUGAGCGUGCAGGAGGCCAUGUCCGUGUACGGGUCCCUGACCCCCGGCAUGAUGAUGACCAAGUUUCUGGAUUCGAGCAUCGGCAUCGGCCGCUUCGCGCACGAACUGGUGCGCGGCGUGGACUGUCCCCACGAAGCCGCGUUCGUGGACACGUACCGCUACAUCGACGCCCCGGCUCCGAUCCGGUUCCGCAACUCCAUUUGCGUCUUUGAGCACAACAUGGGCCAGCCUCUGCGGAGACACUUCGCCGACUUCUUCCACAACAGCUACGGGGGCAUGGCGAACAGCGCCCUGGUGUUCAGGACCAUCACGGCCAUAGGGAACUACGACUACAUGUGGGACUUCAUCUUCUACCAGAGCGGGUCGGUGGAGGCCAAGGUGCACGCCACGGGCUACAUCUCCUCCUCUUACCUGGUGGACGGGAACCUGAAGUACGGGCACCAGGUGGCGGACAAAGUGCUGGGGAACAUCCACACCCACUUCAUCAACUUCAAGGUGGACCUGGAUGUGUUGGGAGUAAAGAAUGUUUUCCAGACCAAAGACAUGCAGUACGUGAACAGGUCCCUGCCGUGGAUGCCGCAGCAGCACGCUAUGGUCCCUGAGCUGGUGGAGAAUCAAGUCAGGACCGAAAAGGAAGCGGCCCUGAGGCACGGCACCAAGACGCCGCGCUACCUGCACAUCGCCAGCAACAGGACCAACCGCUGGGGCCACGCGCGCUCCUACAGGCUGCAGGUGUACAGCUUCGCCGGGGACCACCUCCCCGAGAGCGAGGCUGAGGAGAGAUCCAUGUCCUGGGCCAGGUACAAGGUGGCCGUCACCAAACACAAGGACCUGGAGCAGACCAGCAGCAGCCUGUACAACCAGAACAACAUGUGGACCCCCGCCGUCGACUUCAGCAAGUUCAUCGACGACAACGAGAGCAUCGACAACGAGGACCUGGUCGCCUGGGUAACCGCCGGCUUCCUCCACAUCCCUCACGCCGAGGACAUUCCCAACACGGUAACCGUGGGCAACGGCGGCGGCGUGCUGCUGCGGCCUCACAACUACUUCGACCAGGACCCGUCGGUCCAGUCCGCCGACGCCGUGUACAUGGAGCCGGGCCGAGAGGGCAGCUGCGCCAGCAACAGGAUGGCCUGCCUUGCUCAAGAGACCUGCAGCCCCGUGCUGGAGCCCUUCGAGUACCACGGCUUCGACGGAGUCAUGAAGUUCGAAGACUAGCUCUGAUUCAGGAGCAGACUCCGGGAAGCCGCGAGCUCCGAUUGGCUUCGUCCGGUUUGUUCAUGGAUGCAGAUCAAAUUAUUUGUGCUUCAUAUGUUUAAAAAGUCUAAAAAUGUGAUUACUGUAUGCGAUGGUGUCAUUCUGUGUCUCAGUGUGUUUAGUUGUGAGGUGGAGUCAGGACAGAGCUACUUUCCUGCUUUGACUCCAGCGUCUAGUGUGUGAACGCGAAGCGACUCCGGGUCGGUUCUGAGCUCGAGGCCACAUUCUCUGAUAAACCCUCCACACGAAGCAUCCGUGCUUCGGCCUCGGUCGCGCUGAGGAGCCUGAUUUCCUGCCUGAUCUCACACACAUGAAGACGAUCUGACAGCUGUUCCCCUUUGACUUGAAGUGAACCCGAUCAAACAUGGUCCCAGAGCAGAGGAACGUCUGGGUCGGGGUCCAGCUGUGGCUCUGUUCUGUUUUCUUACACUUUUGCAUUUAUGACAUUGAAAAUGUGAAUUCACCCCAUUUAUUGUUGUUGCUAACGGGGCUCAUGUUGGCAUUAGCUUCAUAUCUACCAGCUGCUUUCUGUGCUGAUGACUGUGGUUCUGGGUGUUGGUAAACACUUUGGGUUCCACCUUCCUGUGAAUCAACCUGCAUCUGGAACCAGCGUGUCUUUUUUUCAACCACUGACAAACACUGUAAUGGAAACGAUGCCAGCUGACAAAUGUGUGUAAGAAACGCAGAUGUUCACCGGCUCCUCCAUAAAUAAAAGAAGAGAUUCUAUAAUUAAGAAAGCGUUUGUGUUUGUCGUAAAUGUUGACUGAUGUGAACCAACAAUACAAAGUAG